Messenger RNA from Xenia sp. Carnegie-2017, 2072 nucleotides. Its product is annotated as capsule biosynthesis protein CapA-like. The transcript is spliced from 7 exons. The record is from RefSeq and is a predicted model, not a curated record. Bases 1 to 1167 code for a protein of 388 amino acids. Lineage: Eukaryota; Metazoa; Cnidaria; Anthozoa; Malacalcyonacea; Xeniidae.
AUGAAACCUAUCAAAUAUUACUUAAUUUUCUUUUAUUUAUACACUAUGUUGCUUACUUUUAUCGAUGGAUUGGGUGACAUGACUGAAAAAGAAAACAAGCUGUCCAUAAUUUUCGUUGGUGAUAUAAAUUUCAACGGUUGUGUAAAGUACUACGUGAAGCAUGGCUUCAAUACAUACAACGAUACGUUGGCCGAAGUUGCAGAUGUUAUCAGAGAAGCAGAUAUUGCUGUAGGAAAUCUUGAAUCUUCUCUAACUACGAAAUCAAUGACAUCCAAACGCGUCACAGACAAAAGAUUACUAAUUGAUGCUGAUCCCAGGAGUGUGGAAGCAUUAAAUUUUGCAGGUUUUGAUAUAAUGAGCGUUGCCAAUAAUCAUUUUAACGACUACGGUGUUAAACCCGUUAAUCUGACGAUCGACUCUCUAGCAAAAGUUGGAAUAGAAAGCAUGGGUUUUAAUUUUGGUGGCGUCUACAUACCCCAGAGGCCCAUCAUUUUCAAUGUAAAGAAGAUAAGAGUCGGCUUUCUUGGGUAUUGCUAUCUCAUGCGCAAAAAGGGAGAAUAUUGUUCACGUUUAAGAAAAAGAUUUAAUCUUAACGCCGGACCGGUGUCUUUUACCGAUGAUGUAGCAAAGCAAGAUGUUCAAAAAUUGAAGGAAAAAGUGGAUGUAAUAAUAGUUUACAUGCAUUGGGGAAAAGAAUAUAAAACAGUUAGGCAAGAAGAUCAGAAGCGCGUUGCCAAUUAUCUUCAUUCGCUGGGAGUGUCAGCGGUAAUAGGCGCACAUCCCCAUGUCAUACAGGGUCACGUGAAGAGAAAUUAUCAAUUAACCGUAUACAGUUUGGGCAACUUUUUGUUUCCACAACAUGGUACCAGAAUGCAUAUAUUUAGAACUGGUCACUCCCAUCAGCUUACUAAAGUUGCAAUCGAUGAAUUCGAAAGAGAUGCUGCGAAAUUAAAGGGACCAACAAGCCUCUCGAGGAUCUUAAGAAUGUAUGUUACAAGGAAUGGAGUGAUUGCUGCGGAUUAUCUUCCAGUAGAAAUCAAGUUUGAUCGAGAAAAGAAACUUCUGCAUCCCACUCUCAGCAACGGCCGACGUUGGAUUGAAGUGUGUUCAAAAGACGAUAAUGCAUGUUUACCAUCUGAUAAAGCAAAAGAACACAAAGAUAAUUGAUUUUGGAACUUAGAACAAGGAUGAGAAAAGUGCCUCUUCCGAACUGAUUGAUGCUGAGAAUGAAAAUUGGUGAAUUUAGAAGUGCAAUUAUAGUUUAAAAGUGCAACAAGACGCCGAUCAGGUGUUCACUCGAGCCACACGAGAACAGUGUUUGGUUCUAUUUGCGUAUUACAAUAGAUGCUAAAUAGCACAUUGAAAUUCACGGCAAUGUAAUCUCACAUGUGGCAAUUUAUUUACACGGGGUUCCAUUAAGCCUGGUUCUCAUAUAGUCGUCCGAGUCCUGCCAAAAUUUCACAGACGACAAGUGCGACUAUAUGAGAACAUUUCAGAGGCGACCGGGAUGACCUCAAUGACUCAAACGACUGAAACGACCAGGGUCGCCUGGAUAGAACUUUGCUCUAUCUGGACGACCGAAACGACCGUUGAGAAAUGCAAGCGACCUUUUUAUGGCGCAAAACGAUUUGAAGAAGCAAAUAACCAGCCAAAAGACUCUGUCUUUGAUAAGCAACAGCCGCCAUUAAAUGUUUCGCGUAAAAACUACUUAAGCAGUCUCUCGGUAGCGCUAGUACGAAUAUAUGAGAAGUACAAUAGCUUGAGUCAUCACAGUCGUUUUUGAAAAACAACGAAAAAACUCGGAACGACUCGGAUGACUCAAGCGACUUAAUGAGAACCAGGCUUUACACGUGUCAUCAGUGACAUUCGCUCGCGAACAUUCAUUCGGUUCAAGGUUUUCGUGUAAGUCACGCGUAAUUUAUGUCAUCUUGCAACAGUACAGGAAAAUCCGAAUUUUAAACAUGGGCUUAAAGUAAUGGGCUUCGGUACCUAAAGUAAUUAUAAUUUAGAAGAGCAAUUAUAUUUUGAAGAGCAAUUAUGAUUUCAAAGUGCAAUACAGGUUUCACGACGAA